Paramecium sonneborni is the source of this 503-nucleotide messenger RNA. Lineage: Eukaryota; Ciliophora; Oligohymenophorea; Peniculida; Parameciidae. The record is from the annotation of a GenBank genome assembly.
CUUUAUUAUUAUAAUAUUUUCCAAAAUGGGAUAGACUAUUGCAAACAGUAUGAAAGAGAAUUAAAAAGAAAUGUAAAAGGAAAUGUAAAAGAAACAAUUAGAGAUGCUGUUGAAAUAAAGAUAAACUUAAUUAGCUAUUUAAUUCGCUUCAGGAAAAGAAUUUUUUCAUUGGUUCGCUUCUUUUUAUACCAUAAUAUUUCCAUUAUGCAUUAUUGGAGCUUUAAAAAAGAAAGUUAAGAAGAUAUUAAAUUAAAUAGAAUCCUUUGCCAUUGAUUCCUUUAGUUCCCUUAGGUUUUGUAUGUGGAUACCAAUAUGAUAUGUAUUAUGGGUAAAUAAUUCAAAUAAACUAGAAAUAAAAUGGAGAGAAUAAAAAAAGAGGCAGAAAGAUUAAUUGAUUAAGAGCCUUAACUAUUUUACUUUCCAAAGAAUGCUCAUAUUGUGUCGUAGGAAGAAUACUAAGAAAUUUUAGGGAUAAAUAUAAACAAAAAAUGAUUAUUAUAAAA